AUGAGUUCACGAACAAAGCGCAAAAACCUGCAAAAGCGUCGAAAACGGCGACUAUUUGCUAUGAUUGCAGCGGAAAUACAAGCGAGUGAAGAGGUCCAAUGGACACUUGAAAAGGAGGAACUGGAGCAAAUGAGGAACGAAGAAGAACGGCAACGAACCCAUGAAAAGUGGCAACAGGCGGUUGCGACUUCUGUUGCAGCUUUUAAUAAGCGCAGAAAGAUUUUGGCUCAACGACAACAGCUGAUCGUGUCACUACGGCAGCAGCAAAUGCAGCAGGAUUCCGGAAAAUAG
Molecule: messenger RNA, 291 nt
Organism: Peronospora farinosa
Lineage: Eukaryota; Oomycota; Peronosporomycetes; Peronosporales; Peronosporaceae
Source: the annotation of a GenBank genome assembly